AUGGCGCAAAACAUCAAAGGCCCCGGCAUGCUCUGGGUAACGGGCAACAUCUCCAAGCACGCGGCCAACCUGCUCGACGAAGACACCUUCCUCCGCUGGUACGACGACGACCACAUCGCCGAAAUCGUAGCAACAUCCGGCAUCCCGAGCGCUUUCCGCUGCCUUCACGUUGAUAGGGCCUCACCGCUGGGGACGCCGGAAUGCCCGAAGCCGUAUCUCGCGUUCUAUCCCAUGCCGGAUUUGGCGUUUACGCAGGGGCAGGAAUUCAAGGGGAUCCGGGUGAAGAGUGAUAUCUUGCCCGGGUCCGGGAUCGUGUAUGAUAUGGCGGACUUGGAUGUGGGCUAUUAUGGGCUGGUGGGGAAGACUCCCCUAGGCCCGGCGCAGUUCUUCGUGGUUUCGGCGAUUGAGCCCCCGAGCGACGCUAUGGAUGAGGAAGUGAACCAGUUCUUCGACCAGCAAGCAGCGACCAUGUCAAAAACCGAAAACUACCAGCGCUCACUCCGCUUCCGGCUCCUCUACGCUCGCACAAACGCGCAGUCACGAGCACUAAAAGGCCUCCCGACGACCGACGAUGCACCAGCCCCCGAACCGCCAACGUGGAUGCAAGUCUACGAGUUCUCCGCUGAGCCGUCAUCCAAUGUGCGGGCCGCCAUCAAGAGCGAUUCUCACGAGCUCCUGAAGAAGGCCAGACAGAAUGAGGCCAAUGCCUUCAGGCUAGCGAAACCGCACGGUGAGGCGAAGUUCUUCGAGGAGUAG
This is a messenger RNA of Trematosphaeria pertusa, 756 nucleotides long. RefSeq lists its product as uncharacterized. The coding region runs from base 1 to 756 and encodes 251 amino acids. The transcript has 3 exons. NCBI's taxonomy places the organism in Eukaryota, Fungi, Ascomycota, Dothideomycetes, Pleosporales, Trematosphaeriaceae. The record is from RefSeq and is a predicted model, not a curated record.